This is a messenger RNA of Solea solea (common sole), 1114 nucleotides long. RefSeq names its product olfactory receptor 52B2-like. The record is from RefSeq and is a predicted model, not a curated record. The transcript has a single exon. Gene Ontology annotation, biological process: G protein-coupled receptor signaling pathway. Gene Ontology annotation, molecular function: olfactory receptor activity; G protein-coupled receptor activity. Lineage: Eukaryota; Metazoa; Chordata; Actinopteri; Pleuronectiformes; Soleidae. Bases 122 to 1105 code for a protein of 327 amino acids. Gene Ontology annotation, cellular component: membrane.
UUUGGAAGGUUCUUUGAUUUCCUGGAGGUUUCUAUUGUUUAUAGGUUUCUUAUCCUGCUUUAAAGCUUGAUUUCCAGUGAGAUUAAGCUACUUUCUUUUUAAAGCUUACAUUUAAGUGAUUAUGAAAUUCACAAACACGACAAAUAUAAAAGACUUCAUGAUCAUUGGAUUCCCUGGACUUCCACCUGAGUACAAUGGAGCGGUGUCUGUUCUCCUCCUCCUCAUUUAUCUGGCCAUUGUGGUGGGAAACACUUUCAUUUUAACCGUGAUUCUGUUCGAGCGGACUCUUCGCAAACCGACAUAUUUCAUCUUCUGCCACCUGGCAAUGACAGACAUGACUUUUGGCACCGUGACGCUUCCAAAAAUCAUUGCCAGAUACUGGUGGAAUGACAUGACAACAUCAAUCGGAGCCUGCUUUACACAAAUGUACUUCGUCCACGCUUUGGGAGCAAUCGUUUCGUUAAUUUUGUUGAUUAUGGCCUUGGAUCGUUUUGUUGCCAUAUGGCUUCCUUUCCGAUAUCCUGUUUGGGUCACGAACAAAACAGUUUGCAUUGUUUGUGUCUUGUCCUGCCUUGCAACAUUUAUACGUAUGACGGGGAUCGUGCUCCACGCCUCGUCUUUACCUUACUGUGACCUCAAUGUCAUUAUACAUUGUUACUGUGAUCAUUUAUCGAUAACUCGGCUGGGAUGUGGGGAAAAUGUUAUAUAUGUUAAAACGGUCGCUCUUGCCAAUGCCAUGGUCGUGUUGCUGUUUCCUUUAGCUUUUAUUAUUAUAUCGUACUUUUCUAUUAUCGUAGCUGCUUUGAAAAUGUCUCAAGCUGAGCGGUCGAACAAAGUCAUCUCCACAUGUGCUCCUCAGAUUUUCAUCACCUGCCUUUAUUAUGUGCCAAGGUGUUUUGUUUAUCUCUCCAGCCAUUUGGGCUUCCAGUUCAGCACUGAUGCUCGUAUUAUUAUCACAAUGAUGUACAGCCUCAUACCUCCCGUAGUUAAUCCACUCAUCUAUUGUCUCAAGACAAAAGACAUUAAAAAGGUUUUGACAGAGAGGUUCCAAAGAAGAAAAGUGGCAGCUGCACAAAGACAUGUCCAAAAAAACAAUGUAAAAUAACUUGUCAUA